This is a messenger RNA of Hermetia illucens (black soldier fly), 450 nucleotides long. RefSeq names its product cytochrome c oxidase assembly factor 6 homolog. The record is from RefSeq and is a predicted model, not a curated record. NCBI's taxonomy places the organism in Eukaryota, Metazoa, Arthropoda, Insecta, Diptera, Stratiomyidae. Gene Ontology annotation, biological process: respiratory chain complex IV assembly. Gene Ontology annotation, cellular component: mitochondrion; respiratory chain complex IV. The coding region runs from base 112 to 354 and encodes 80 amino acids. The transcript has a single exon.
AGCUGUGACAGUGGAAUUUAGGUUACGUCCCGCUCCGAAGUUGUUGCUCCACCGUUCGAUUGAAUUUUAGGAAAUAUUUUUAUUUUAUUAAAUCAAGUCUACUCCACCGCAAUGUCCUUCCCCAACAAAUCCGACCGAGAGCGCUGUUGGUCCGCCCGAGACGAGUACUGGCGAUGUCUCGAUCAACACAAUGUCACCGACGACAAAGUGCCGGACCAGUGCAAGGAGCUCCGGAAGUUAUUCGAGAAAAACUGCCCCAGCCAAUGGGUCAAGCACUUCGACCGGAAGCGGCUGUACGAGCAGUUCCAGGCGAAGAUGAACCAAGGAUACGACCCGUUACGCGACCAGAAAUAAGGCAAAAAAAUUUCAGUUGUUUUACUUGUAAAUUUUUAUAUCGAAGUAUUUAGUCAUUAAAGUUAAAUAGUGAAGUAAAACUCGUCUAAAAUCUAA